Penicillium verhagenii is the source of this 885-nucleotide messenger RNA. Its product is annotated as ankyrin repeat domain-containing protein. Gene Ontology annotation, molecular function: protein binding. NCBI's taxonomy places the organism in Eukaryota, Fungi, Ascomycota, Eurotiomycetes, Eurotiales, Aspergillaceae. The coding region runs from base 1 to 885 and encodes 294 amino acids. The transcript has a single exon. The record is from RefSeq and is a predicted model, not a curated record.
AUGCCGCUCUUGAAUCUACCAAAUGAACUCAUUCUGAUGAUAGCAGAAGGCCUCGAGGCAGAGUGUGAAAUUAAUGCCCUGGUUCAAACAAAUAGGCAUCUCUACGCCCUUCUCAACUUGUACCUUUAUCGUCUUAAUAUACAGCAAAACGGAAGCUCAGCGUUGCUUUGGGCGGCACAGCAUGGCCAAGACACGACAGCUAAAACCCUGAUAAACGAAAGAACUCGAGAAGAAAGAGUCAAGGGAAAAAGACCCUACGUCCGGACCGUGCCUGAAACCAAUCAGACACCUUUAUCGUUGGCCGCAGAGCAUGGACAUGAAUCUAUCGUCUCAAUGCUUAUUUCGCAAGACUCCGUCGACGUCAACUACGGAGAUUACCUUGGACGCACUCCUCUCUUCUGUGCCGCAAAAAAUGGACAUUCGACCAUUGUCCAGCUUCUUCUGAGCGCGAAAUGUGUUGAUGUUCAUAUAAGGUCAUACAAAUGUUUUCGUCCGUGCCCAGGCCAGACACCGCUCCUAGUGGCCGCGGAGUAUGGACAAGAUGCCGUCAUCAAAAUACUGCUUGACCGAGGUAUUGAUCCCACUGAAAAGGACUCUGACGGAUAUACACCACUAGCGCUCGCAGCAGAGAAUGGUCACCAAAGUGUGGUCGGCCUAUUGUUGGAAAAGAAAACGAUCGACCCUGACUCUAAAACUCCUUCCGGGCAGACGCCGCUAUCUUUAGCGGCGCAGCGUGGACACAUUGAAGUUGUCAAAACUUUGCUCAGUACGAACUGUGUUGAUCCGCUCAGCAGGGGCUCUGAUGGACAUACAGCCCUAUCGCUUGCAGCCCAGAAUUUCCAUCCAGACGUUGUCGAGCUUCUCCAGUUACAUGCAUCGGUCUAG